This is a messenger RNA of Limulus polyphemus (Atlantic horseshoe crab), 689 nucleotides long. RefSeq lists its product as uncharacterized. Bases 3 to 689 code for a protein of 228 amino acids. The record is from RefSeq and is a predicted model, not a curated record. The transcript has 6 exons. NCBI's taxonomy places the organism in Eukaryota, Metazoa, Arthropoda, Merostomata, Xiphosura, Limulidae.
CAAUGAGACAAAAGCAUAUUACCAGAAACUGGAAGAUACAUUAUUUGGAGAAGGCAGUUGAAUACCGAUCUCAUAAGCUUCUUUACUCUUCACUUGUGAAGUGGAUUUCUGUUGUUGAAUCCCUGUAUGAUGAAAGACAUCCAGAUUUAACUGAAAAGGUUCACACCUGCCAGAGGGUGGUAACAUUAAAGAAGAGUUUUAUAUGGUGGCUUCAGAAACUAAAAAGAAAACAGAAAGUUGCUUACUUGGAAAGUCUGGUGAUAAAACAGCAAAGAAUGCAUCAUCUAUGUGAAGUAUGGAAUUUGUGGUAUAGAAAGACUUUGUCAUCCUUACUGGAAAAUUCAGACAAGGAUAAAGCCAACAGUCACUUUAAGAUUGUGCUGAAGAAGGUGACUUUAAGUUUUUGGAAGAAUACGCUGAAAAACUUCUUUGACCAGAAAAGAAAAAAUCAUAUUGCUAUAUUGCACAGACAUUCUCAAUUAUUGGUUCACUCUAUGUGGAAAUUUAAAAAGGUAACAACUGCUUCCAAAAGAAAAACUCAGUUGUGUGUCAAAGCAUAUUUUCAUUAUCACUUCCAUCUUCAGUUGAAAAUGCUAGGUUUAUGGAAGCUAUUUAUGUGGAAAAGAGCCCAGCUGAAGAAAGUUGCAGAAAUUAAUAUAAUAAACUGUUUGAGAAAAACUGGAAGGUAA